CCAGAGGACGCCUGGAGGGCGGGGUAGGAGGCGGGCCAGCGGCAGGCCAAUGGCGGUCGCAGCGCCUCACCUGGAGGUCCAAGUUGGGCCCAGGUGUGCCGGUGACUCCGCCCCGCGCCCGGCCCAGGUCCCUCCCCAGGCCGGACUCCGUGGGCGGAAAUUCCUGCGCGGGUGGGACCCGGCGGGAGCACAUCCCAGCCGGCGGUCUCGGCCAUGGAACCAGUGGCGACCUGGACCCCCGGGAAGGUGGCAGCUUGGCUGAGAGGCCUCGAUGACUCCCUGCAGGAUUACUGCUUUGAGGACUGGGAGCUGCCCGGGAAGUACCUGCUCCAGCUCUGUCCCCGCAGCCUUGAGGCCCUGACUGUGUGGCCUCUCGGCCACCAGGAGCUCAUCCUAGAAGGGGUGGAACAGCUCCGGGCCCUGAGCUCUGGGCUACAGACAGAGAACCUUCAGAGCCUGACAGAGGGGCUGCUCCAGAGGACUUAUGCUUUCCAGAGCUUAGUCCAGGGCCACCUGGAAGGCUGUGCCAAGCCCCCUGCUGAUGUCCUCAGUGCAGCCGUGGAGCUGGUGCAUGAGGCCCGUACCCUCCUUUUCUGGCUCAACAGGUACCUCUUCUCCCACUUAAAUGACUUCUCAGCCUGCCAGAAGAUUGGGGAGUUGUGCGGGGAGCUGGGCCAGGCCUUGCAGGAGGAGGAGAUCAACAUUCAGGUCACAGGGAGGGACCACUGGGAAGCCUACCCUGCCCUCGGGCAAAGGCAGUGCUCCUGCCUCAGGGAAGGCUGUUGCCCUCUCUGCUUCCAGGACAGUCCUGCGGCCGAGAGGGAGAGCAAAGUCCUGAGGAUUUGCAGCCACGUGGCGGGGAUCUGCCACCACAUCCUGCGCUGCAGCCCCCAGGAGCUGCUGGAGCAGAGGGCCCUGCUGGAGCGCGUGCAGCUGGACGACCCUUUGGGCCUGGAAAUCCACACCACCGGUAACUGCCUGCACUUCGUGUCCCGUGCGGGCCCCCAGGUCGCUGCUGACUCCCGGCUGCAGAUCCUGCCUGGAGACGAGAUUGUCCAGGUCAAUGAGCAGGUGGUGGUGGGCUGGCCCCAUAAGAACGUGCUGAGGGAGCUGCUGCGGGAGCCAGCCGGGGUCAGCUUGGUGCUGAAGAAGGUCCCCAUGCCAAAGACCCCUCCUCAGACCCCUCCUCAGACCCCGGGCUCCGCACCACUGUCGAGUCCCCUGCUGGCUUUCACCCCACUGUCUGCCAGGGCCCCAUCCGAAGACGUCUUUGCCUUUGACCUGACUUCAGACCCAAGUCCUGCACCCAGCCCUACCUGGACAGACUCUACCUCCCUUGACCUUGAGUCCCGGCCCGUUCACCCUGCACCUCUAGCCACACACCCAGCAGGGGCAGCAGAGACUCAGGAAGCCCCAGAACAGCCUGACACGAGUCCUGUUUCUGGUCGGAAGAAAUCAAAAGGCGUGGCGACACGGCUGAGUCGCCGGCGGGUGUCGUGCCGGGAGCUGGGCCAGCCCGACUGCGACGGCUGGCUUCUGCUGCGCAAGGUGCCGGGUGGCUUCAUGGGCCCUCGCUGGCGCCGCUGCUGGUUUGUGCUCAAGAGACACACGCUCUACUGGUACCGCCAGCCCCAGGAUGAGAAGGCUGAGGGCCUCAUCAAUGUUUCCAACUACAGUCUGGAAAGUGGACAGGAUCAGAAGAAAAAAUAUGUGUUCCAGCUCACGCAUGACGUGUACAAACCCUUCAUUUUUGCUGCUGAUACCCUGGAGGACCUGAGCAUGUGGGUACGCCAUCUCAUUACCUGCAUUUCCAAGUACCAGUCUCCAGGCCGGGCCUCCCUGCCCCGAGAGGAAGACUGCUACAGUGAGACAGAAGCAGAAGACCCUGACGAUGAGGCUGGGUCCCGCUCAGCCUCGCCCAGCCCAGCCCAAAUGUGGAGUCCGCUCCAUGGAGACACAUCACCUGCAGCCACCCCCACCCAGGGCAGCCCACGGACUUCCUUUGGCCCGCCAUCAGACAGCAGCGAAGGGGCGCUGGAGGGAAUGGUGCAGGGGCUGAGGCAGGGGGGCGUGUCCCUCCUGGGCCAGCUACAGCCCUUCACUCACGAACAGUGGCGGAGCUCUUUCAUGAGGCGCAACCGAGACCCCCAGCUCAAUGAGCGAGUGCACCGUGUGCGUGCGCUGCAGAGCACGCUCAAGGCAAAGCUGCAGGAGCUGCAGGCCUUGGAGGAAGUGCUCGGUGACCCGGAGCUGACAGGAGAGAAGUUCCGGCAGUGGAAGGAGCAGAACCAAGAGCUCUACUCAGAGGGCCUGGGAGGCUGGGGAGUGGUGCAGUCUGAGGGCCACUCCCAAGUCCCCAGCUCUGACUCCAGAGAACAGUCUUCCCACCCCCUAGCCUCUGACCCUGAGGAGCAGUCCCAUCUCUGCCCCCUGACCCCAGAGAGCAACCUCCGACCUCCUGACCUCUGACCCUGGUCCAUACCCUGGCUCCUGACCUCUGGCCUUGAGGACCACCUCAGCCCCCAAGUCCUGACAUGUCCAGGACAGAGCAUCCCCGGGUUCUGUUCAAGGUUGGAAGUAGUCCGUGUGUCACCCCUAGAGGCCCUCCUUUGCCCACGUGUCCACCAUUUCUGCUCCUCUCUCCCUUGGAGUGGGUCGAAGUGAAGUGCACUCCAUGCCAUCCUCUCUUUUGCCAAUGAAGAAGUGGCAAGCUGGGCUGAAAUUCUCUCCCGCUUCAUCCUCCCACCUGUGGGGCACAAACCUGUCCCCCUCCAUCUCUGGCCCUUCUCCCUUCCCCAAACCAGUCUUGUAUAGGUGCUCAUUUUACACAAACACUUUCAACAAAAUAAAAUCAGUUUAUUUAAAAUGAA
Molecule: messenger RNA, 2870 nt
Organism: Lutra lutra (Eurasian river otter)
Lineage: Eukaryota; Metazoa; Chordata; Mammalia; Carnivora; Mustelidae
Gene: CNKSR1
Product: connector enhancer of kinase suppressor of Ras 1
Exons: 21
Coding region: 214-2469 (751 amino acids)
Molecular function (GO): protein binding
Source: RefSeq, a predicted model, not a curated record